Messenger RNA from Adineta ricciae, 2025 nucleotides. Lineage: Eukaryota; Metazoa; Rotifera; Eurotatoria; Adinetida; Adinetidae. The record is from the annotation of a GenBank genome assembly.
AUGAACAAAGAUCAAUUGCCAUCAAAUGACAGGUUCUCUGCACCAAAUUGCAAAUAUUUGAGACGUAAUUUGGAAUCAUUUGUUCUUAUUUGGUGUUGCAACACGACACUACAUUCAAAUAGAAUCGAUGAAGAUAUAUUUGACAAACUACGACAAGUAAUUAAUUUUCUUCUGACCAUCGACAAUAUCGAAGAAUGUAUUAAAUACAUCGAGAACAAUAACAACGAGAAAAUUUUCCUUAUUUUAUCCGGUGAAAUCGCUCAAGUCAUUUUAUCUAAAAUGCAUCAUUUACAGCAAAUAAUUGUUGUUUAUAUUUAUGAUAUCUGGCAAACAAACGACAUGAAUUGGAAAGAAAAUUAUUCAAAAGUCCAAUCUGUCAUAAAUGAACCUGAUGAAUUGAUUCGCAGAAUUUCUGAAGAUCAAGUCAAAUACGACAGAUAUGAACAUACGUUACCAACAACGAUUCUUUCUUUUCCCGGUUCCACAAAAGAGCAAAGUCAUCAUAAACUGGAUGGUUAUGUUUUAUGGUCGAAAUUAUUUAUGGCCACUCUUUUAAAACUAACUGAACAGGAUGUCGAAACAUCAUUAGAAGAAACAUUCAUUCUCUUGAACGAACAAUAUCAAGAAAAUUCUGUUCAAUGUACGAAAAUUUCUGAAUUCAAACGAACGUAUCGAUCAACAGAUGCGGUUAUGUGGUACACCAAAGAACCAUUUCUAUAUCAAGUUAUCAACAGAGCAUUGCGUAUACAAGAUAUCGAUACGGUAUUUGCAUUUCGUUUUCUCAUUCGGGACAUUUAUGAUCAAUUAGAAACUGAACAAAUAAAAUAUUUAAUGAAAUUAGAAGAGCAAAGUUCAAGUGUACCUUUAGAGAAGGUUUUACACACAUAUAGAGGACAAAAACUGUCCCGGGAUGAAUUUGAAGUUUUGAAAUUAAGUCAAGGGAAGUACAUAUCAAUUAAUACAUUUUUUUCAACGAGUAAAAACAAACAAAUCAGUCUUAUGUUCAUUCAAAGCUUUGAAAGUAACGAUUCAUCUCAGCAAGUAGUACUCUUUGAUAUCGAAUCAGACAUCACUGCACCUUUCGUUACUCAACCAUUUGCUGAUAUAAACCAUUUGAGUCAAUUUAGUAGCGAAGAGGAAGUUUUAUUCAUGAUUGGCAUUGUUUUCAAAAUGACCGGAGUGUUUUAUGAGGAUAAUGUUUGGAUUAUCAAACUGGUUUUAUGUGACGAAAGAAAUGAUGAACUAAAUGAAUUAUUUCGUGUCUUAAAACAAGAAGUUGUCGACCUGAAAACGAAUCUUUUGUCAGUUGGAAAUAUUUUACUCGAUAUGGGACGAUUGGAUAAGGCAGAAGCAUUCUACCAACGGUAUUUGAAAAAUUUAGCAGCGGAAAACACAAAAGAUCUCGCAAUUGUCUAUGAUAAAUUGGCAAUAAUUAAAGAAAAUUCACAUUGGGACGGUCCGAAAAUUGAAAUUUUACAUAGUUUAUUAAAUCGAUAUGCUGAUCGUAGUAAACCAGUUGAUUUCGAUAGAAUUUUAAAUGAUCUUCAAGCAAAAAACAUUCGGACUGAUGAAAGUGAUGAUUUGGCUCGUACCAAAACGCAUGAAAACAUCUCCAAUAUUUUACGAGUACAAGAACGGUUUGAUGAGUCAUUAAAUAUUUUAAACGAAAGUUUACUUAUUGAUUUGAAAGUCUUACCCAAAAGCCAUCCAAAGUUGGGUAAAACUUAUGAAUCUAUUGGAGAUCUCCACAUGCUCAUGAAGAAUUAUGGUCAUGCAUUAGAAUCGUAUCAAUCUGCGCGUCAAAUCAAAUCGGAAUCUCUACCAGACGAUCAUCGUGAAUUGGGCCAAUUGUAUAGAAAAAUAGGCGAUAUUUAUGCUGAAUCAUUAAUUGAUUAUCAGUUGGCUUUGAAAUAUUUUCAUCUUUCUUUGAAUAUAUUUACAAAAAUCUUUCCGGGAACACAUGAAGUUAUCACAGAAUUACAAGAUUCAAUCGGGACUAUCACAGCCGCUCUGAUGAAUCAAUAG